Otolemur garnettii (small-eared galago) is the source of this 1200-nucleotide messenger RNA. RefSeq names its product VENT homeobox (gene VENTX). The transcript has 4 exons. Gene Ontology annotation, biological process: regulation of transcription by RNA polymerase II. The record is from RefSeq and is a predicted model, not a curated record. Gene Ontology annotation, molecular function: DNA-binding transcription factor activity, RNA polymerase II-specific; RNA polymerase II cis-regulatory region sequence-specific DNA binding. NCBI's taxonomy places the organism in Eukaryota, Metazoa, Chordata, Mammalia, Primates, Galagidae.
AUGGCUAUCAGUCCCAGCGCGCAGCCGGAGGGGCAGUUCACGACGCUGGGCCCGCUGGCUGUAUCCACCGUUAGUUCAGGAGACCUGAGAGCUCCCAAAAAUUUCGUCGCCCGCGUUCCCCGAGGCCACCGAGGUGUUCGGAAGGCGGACACGGAGAGUUCAGAUAAAAGCGGCUACGAUCGGGAUGCCAGUCCCGAGCUGUCCCCCGGCGGCUCUGCCACAACGCGGGGACUCGCGAGGACUGUAGCCCAGGCGGAAUCCUGGCACUCGCCCUGUUCUUCCUGCUUAGAUGCCCUGGGUGACCAUCCUUCCCAGGGCGGAACCUGCCCUGCUAACCCUGAGGUGGAUAGUGUCACCAGCCCCUCCCAACCAGCCCUCCAGUAUUUCCCCCUCACCCUGACGGCCAUGAACCCCUCCACUGCCCUGCCCAGCGGCCCAGAGAGACUCUCCAGCUUUGGCUCGGUAGACUGGCUCUCCCAGAGCAGCUGCACACGGCCAACCCACACCUCCAGGCCUGCUGAAGUCUCCUGGGGGAACCCCUCUGGCCCAGGCCAGGCAUCUAGCACUAGGGAUCCCCCUCAGACCAUCGUCAUGAAGGAGGCUACAUCCUCGGCUAUGUCCUCGGAUCUGCCUAUGCGAGAGAAGCCCUUGGCUGGGCUGAGCAAGGAGCCAGACCCCUGGCGGGUCCCACGAGUGCGCACAGCCUUCUCUGCAGAGCAGCUCCGGGCCUUGGAAGGUGUCUUCCAGCACCACCAGUACCUCAGCCCCCUGGAGCGGAAGAAGCUGGCCAAGGAGAUGCAGCUCUCAGAGGUGCAGAUAAAAACCUGGUUUCAGAAUCGCCGAAUGAAACACAAACGCCAGAUUCAGGACUCCCAGCUCAACGUCCCCUUCUCUGGGCCUCUGCUCUCACCUGUCCCUUUUGGCACCAUCUGCAGCCCUGAGCACUGGCCUGCAGCAGCCAUGCCCUUGGGCAUCCCUGCCCCUGCCAGGACCCCGGCUCUGGUGCUGCCCACCAGCUCCUUCUGGGGUUUCUGCCAAGUGGAACAGGACCUCCUGGGUCUGGCAUGGGCCUCCUGCUGUCAACAGCCUCUAGUGUGUCACCUUCCAGACUCUGGAAGACAUGUGCAUAUGCUGGGCCCGGCCUUGUCCAUGGGACCCUGAGGCCUGUGUGCCCCAUCGGAAGCCACUGAUACCUUCUAA